CUUUCAGCUCUGCUGCCUUCCUAUCUCGGGGCAUUCAGACCCAGUGCUGUCUCUGGAGUAGCUGUCACGCAUUCCCCUUUGCUGGAGAUGAUCUGUCUACUGUCUGUGGAUUAUUAUUACUAAAAAUGCUACUUACUCUAGAUAUCCUACAGCCAGGAACUACAACAGAAGAAUUUCAAUAGCAUCUAAAAAGGAUCAGAAGGAGCAGAUUGGUGACAUGAGACACAAGAUGCGUUUUGUAUGGAUCUUUAUCUUGACGCUGAUGGCGGCUGGGGUGACGCCGACUGAUGGAAGCCUGGAAUCAUGGGGGGUCCCACAGUUGCUGUCUCUUUUGGGGCAUCAGGACCAUGGACUGGAGGCUGACACAAUGCAGCACAGAAGUUUGUCACGGCAGAAAAGAGAUGUGUCUAAUGACUACAUUCUUGAUGUUGAGAUUAGUAUUCCUGACCCUUCUAUGGCUAUCCAAAUAAAGCAGUACCUAUCCAAUAAUCUCACUUUCCCCUUGGCUCUGGGCACUGGAGACACUAAUAUCACAAGUAUCAAAGUGACCACAGCUUGUAACCAAACAGGAUCAGUGGUGCAGUGUUCCUGUGAGAGGGGGUAUAUGUGGUCAUCCGAUGUGUGUGCCAUGUACACUCAAUGUUCCGGUGUCAGUGACUGCAGCUGCAUCAAGAGCUCAACAUUUCCGACUCAGUUCUGCCAGCCCCAAACAGUUGCCACAAAAAUGAGCCUCACAAUCUUGAAUGUUUUUACAUCUGAUUUUCUGAACCCAGCUUCAUCCGCAUACCAAGACUGCAAAAACAUUCUGGAGACUUCGUUUAAUAAAUCUUAUCAAACGCUUCCUGGCUUCCAGUCAGCCAAAGUUACAGGUUUCAGACCUGGAAGCAUUGUUGCCGAUUACACUGUGGUCUCUGAGCCUACCACUACGGAUGUACUUAGCACUGCCAAUAUGAAUUUAAUAAAAGAAUUAGCCACCACUCCCUACAGAGCAGAUUAUAUUACACAAAAGGUUCAAGGCUGGAGCAGCAUCAGCGUGAGUCCAAACAACAUCUUCGUUAAUGACCAUGUAAGCUUAAUAUGUUUUGUGAAUAUCACCACUUACUCGAAUGUUUCCUGGUACUUCAAUGGCACACAGAAGAUAGAAAAUGAUUUGAAUUGGUCAUACACAACAACCAGUGUUCCUGGUGGCAUCCAGUCUAACUUAACUAUAAAAAAAUCAGCAUUAAAUAAUUCUGGUGACUACCAGUGCAAUAUAGUUGAGAGUUUCUUCACUUAUACAGCAGACUCGACUAUACAAAUUAAUACUCUGGAUCUGACACCACUGAACUCAGUUGUCACCUGUAACAGCAUGAAGGUUGAAGUCAUUCAGUGCUGCACAAAAGGAGGGAAUGUCACAUUUAAUCUCACUUGCCAGAAAACUAGUGGAAACAUCGUUGGGAUCUCAGAAUCCUCUUCAACAUGCCAAUCUUACACAAUUACGGCGGAUCCCCAGUUGUGCGCCUCAACACAGACCUCUGACUUCAGAUGUGCCUGUACAACAACUAAUGGAGCUGUUCUAACCCAGGACAUUACAGUAGCCUAUAAAGCCUCAUAUGAAGUUAACGUCACUGGAAGCUCAUACAGUAUUUCAGAAGGGAGUAACCUUACAUUAACGUGUAAAUGUAGCAUCGCAAACGUACAGAAUAUGGCCUGGUAUUUUUUGGGUAAUGACAACGCGAACAACAUGAACUCCAGCCUUGAUCCUAAAUAUAAAACGAAUGAUCUGCCUAUCUGUAGUUCUGUUCUGACAAUCCCAUCCAAUAGCACGUCAGUAAACUGGAAUGGAACUUUUAUUUGUAUGGUUAAUGGUGCCUAUACAGGAAACAGGACAAUUGCUGUGUACAGAAAGGCCAAACCUUCACAGAUUAUCAUAUCCCCAGUUAACAGAGGAUUCACGUGCAACUCUACAGUCAACUUUUCGUGCUGUGUGGACCACAUUGAAGCCUAUGAUUCAUCCGGCUCACAAAUCAACAUCGCAGGAAACAGCAGAGUUAUGACUCUUUCUGGUGACUGUUUUGUGGCUAAAUCUACUCUUUCUAACGGCGACUGUCGAAAUCUGGAAGCUAGCUGCAUCAUUACCAACUUGUUAGGUGAUACUGUGAGGAGUGAAUUAAUGGUACUUAAUUAUAUACAAGAUCCAAAAUGUACAGAUCCGCCCCCUGGUUUAUCCAUUAACAUUGGCGCUGCACAAGACGGCCAAAACAUAACAGUUUCCUGCCAGCAGAUUGAUCCCAGUCUGGAUGGGACUCGUAUUUACAUGUGCAAUGAUGCUAAAUGGAUGAAGACCAGUGAUAACUGUGUGUCUAAAGCUCUCAACAGUCUGAACAACCUAGUUGCGGAUCUGAGUACAAGCCCGAACCCUAACCAACAAGUUCCCUCUAUUGUUGCUCUGUUAAAUAACACUGUAAGCCAGACUCCAGAUAUAACAAAUUCACCUGCCAACAUUCAGCUUGUGGUCAACAUAUUACAGCAGGUUGGAAGUGUUGUUACAUCAGUGCCAACAGCGGUUAUGCAGGAUUUCCUAAACUCUGUCAGCAUUGUUGUGGACAAUUCAACGACAGCCACUUGGAACAGGGUUCAGAAUAAAACAAGUGAAAGUUCAUCUCUGUUACAUUCAGUAGAGUCAUUUGCAGCAAAGCUGGAGUUCAACGACGCUAGAAUUAAUAUAACUAAGAAAAACGUCCAGUUAAUUGGCAGUGUAGCAAGCAGCUUGUCAAAUAAUUAUGAUGCCAGUUUUGAUUUCAAUGACGUGAACAAUUUAACGGGCAACAUUGUAAUUAACAAAACAAUCCUGGACAAAAUUCCGAAAGAUACAAGGGUUGUGAGUGUUGCCUAUGCUACUUUAAAAGAUAUCUUAGGUGACCCUCAAAACUCUACUUCCAAUUCGACUGUGAAUGGUCUUGUCAUGACGACAGUUUUGUCACGCAGCUACUCCGAAUUCAAGAUUGGGAUGGAUUUUAAAAUAAGUAAUUCCUCACUGACAAAUGCCAGCUGUGUAUGGUGGAACUUCGAUAAACAAGGUUGGGACGACACCGGCUGCCAGCUACGUAGCAUGACAACCAAUGGCACCGUGCACUGUAUUUGCGAUCACUUGACAUCCUUUUCUAUUCUCAUGUCAACAAGUGACCUUUCACCAGAGGCUGAGAUAAUAUUAUCUUAUAUUACAUACAUUGGUGUGGGUAUCUCAAUGCUCAGCCUAGUGGUCUGUAUCAUAAUUGAAGCUAUGAUCUGGAAGUCUGUCACCAAGAACAAGACCUCCUACCUGCGCCAUGUCUGUAUCAUGAACAUUGCAGUCACACUGUUAAUGGCUGAUAUCUGGUUCAUCAUUGGUGCAGCUAUGAAUACGACAGAUGCAUUUAAAGCCUGUGUAGCGGCAACAUUUUUUGCGCAUCUCUUUUAUCUUUGUGUCUUCUUCUGGAUGUUAACAAUGGGACUGAUACUGUUCUACCGCCUAAUGUGUGUCUUCCAUGAUCUGAGCAAGACAACCAUGAUGGGAAUUUCAUUUUUUCUGGGAUAUGGAUGCCCUGUUAUUAUUGCAGUGAUCACUGUGGCAGUCACUCAGUCUCAAAACGUCUACCUGCAUCCCAAAAAAUGUUGGCUAAAUAUGAUGGAAAGCAAAGCAUUCCUUGCAUUUGUAUUACCAGCUUUAACCAUUUUAUUAGUGAAUUUUAUCACCUUGCUGGUGGUAAUUAUUAAGGUUCUCAGACCUUCAGUAGGGGAUAGACCUAAAAAAGAGGAAAAGAGCACCUUAAACCAUAUCACAAAAUGUAUACUCAUCCUAACACCGUUACUCGGCCUGACCUGGGGAUUUGGCAUCGGGACUAUGUCGACCUCAUCAGUUGUAAUCCAUGGAAUUUUUGCAGCAUUGAAUUCACUUCAGGGCUUAUUUAUUUUGCUGUUUGGAUGUUUGAUGGAUAAAAAGGUACGGGAUGCCUUGUUCAGCAGGUUCUCCAUCUCCAGAUGGUCUUCACAGCAGACAAAGACUUCCAAUCUCAGUUCUUCAGAUCCCAUUGCAGCAAAAAAGGGUAUCAAUUUGUUUGCUAAAAAGGGAGUAUACAAUAUUACUUCAGCUCAGGUGAACUCCUCCAGCGAAAUGGCUUCAAAUUCCUACUCAUUGCUCACCUGACAAUAAAGGAACAUGCCAGCUGUACCCUAUUGCCUAUCUCUGGAUAUGCUCUAGUGUGUUUGUUGAGUCUGCUGUAUGCACUUUAUUCCAUGCUGUCAUUCAUUUAUUUCUUCUAGUGCAUUGUAAUGCAGGCAAGCUGUCUGAACUGUUACCACUAUAAUCUGUUUGAUAUCACAGACUGGUUACUGUUUAUCUUAGUGUAUCACAGCUUAUAUACAAUAUCAUCAUGCAAUAUACUUGAAAUAAUCGUCUGUCUGGUUUCAGCUGAGGCUAAGUGAAGUCUAAAUUAUAUUAGAUGUAAAUUGUACAGUAACAUAUCAUUUUCCUGAGAAAAGUUAGCUGUAAAGUUUAGUCCCUGCUUCCCAUGGAAAAAGCUAUUACACUAAGCUUCAUUUGACUACUACAGAGAAUGCAAUGCACGGAGGGAUUGUGCCUAGUGCCAAAAGACAUUAUAUCAUUAUUUUUCACCACUGCAUUCCAGAAAUAUGCUAUAAAGUGUAAUCCACAGUGAACAGUGCUAAUUGACCUAACUAAAAGAGUGUAUUUAUUAAAAUAAAAAAUCACAGCAGUUUGUCCCUCAAACCUGCAUGUAAAUUCAUUCGGUACAAAUGGGGCAAAAUUGAAUGUUCUCCAUCUAUAUUCUCUGCAGUUCAACUGUAUGAAUGUGGAAAAUGCUGCAUUAUAACCAUUAGAUGGUGCUGAGGAGCAUACUUAAUUCCUGUGAUAGUCAGCGCUAUCUAGUGGCCAUAUUGUCAUAUAUCACACAUGGCAGAGAAUCUAGCCAGAGAACAUUUGAUUUUGCCCCAAUCGCACAGAACGAAUUUACAUGCAGUUUCGAUGAUCGAACAGCUGUGCAAUUUAUUUUAUAAAUACACCUCUAAGUAUAUGUUCAAUAUUAUACCGUAUACCCUGCUAAUGGGUUACUUAAAGUGUAUGUCCAGCCAAAACUAUUUUUGCAUAAAUUUUUUUUUAUUGAUGUCUGUGAUGCUGUUCCUUAAUUUCUGGUCAAACCAUUUUUGUUGGGACAGUCAGGGUAAACCUCUCUAACAAGGCCCCCAAACAGCAAUACAACAAUAGGGGUUCUAAUCACUCCCCACUUCUUCCAAACCUAUAAUAAAGAGUAAUGUGCAAUUUUCAAUAUUUUUUUUUAACAAGCAGUGACUCUUUUCUUGAUCUGACUGAUGACUGGCGUCCCAAAUAAUUUUCCAUCUUUUUACUCUUUUAUUUAACCUAUUUAUUAAAAAGUUGUAUGUGUAAGAACAUUUGCAUCACUUUAAACCCAGUAAAGCCUUCUUUACCUAAAUAUGUUUUAUCCGUCUGCUGUUACUAUAUAUGUAAUAUGCUCUUGCAGGAUGCCUAAGAACAAAAUUUUAUAAAAAUAGAUAUGGCAAGGAUUUGCUUAAAGUUCAUGUGUUUGGAUGAUGGUGAUGUUGUGGAGCUUGAUAAAGAAUAACAAGAGGGUUAGUAAUAAUUCAUGGAGGGAAUGCUGCUUUAUAUACCCUGUGGUGUUGCUCGCUCAAUUAAUCUGGUGUGGGGGCUGGAACUGGAAGGUCAGCCUCCUGAUCAUGCAGCACUGUGGUUGUACAGUGCUGAUGUCAUCGGGAGAUUGUCCUAUCGUACCAAUUGUUGAUAGUUGAACGUGAGCUGUCGGUGAUAUGAGCUAGUUAGUUGAACGUGAGCUGUCGGAAGUCCUCAGAACUAUGAUCCAUAGUUCUGAGGACACCAAUAGUGUGCGUGCCAGAACAAGACACUGACGCAUAUAUGACACAUAUAUGAUGCAUAUAAGCAGAGGCUGGGCGCUAAGGCCCAACCGCCUGCUGUUGCAUAUAUGCAUGUUGCUGUUGUAAAGGUGUUAAAAUGCAUUAGGUAGUAUGGACUUUAUUGAAGUGAGGAUCAAUGUUUCGACUUGUUGAUCUGCUUCUUCAACUGGGAUCAUAUGACAAAUGCCUAAGUUUUUAUGUGACCAACACUAGGGUGAUCCCAGACAAGCAGUUUCUCCAGGAAGUGUUUUUUUACACUCUACUUUUUCUUCACAAUAAAAAAAAAAGUGAAACAAAAAUAAAAAUCCACUUGAAACACUUUUUGCAUACUAUAUUGCCAGACUUUUAAGCAAGAAGCCAUAUUCUGAAAUACAUAAGUGCUGUGUGAGAUACACCAACCUCAUUCCACUGAAUUUGCAUCAGCUAACUUUGAUAAAAAGGUCUUCUCCAUCAUCUGUUGUUGCAUUGUUAGUGAAUUCCCAAGCGGAUGCUGUUGAAACAAAAAAUAAAAUUGAAACCACAAAGAGGAAAUGGCAACAGACUUGAGCAAUGUAUGUUACUCUAGAACAGGGGUCUACAAACUAUGACCCGCAGGUCACAUUCGGCCCACUACAGGAUUUUAUCCAGAAUUCAGUAUAACCUUAGUGUGCACAGAUUGAAAACUAAAGUGGUUGUAAAAACUAUUUUUUUUCAAUUAAAAAUAAUAAACAUGUUAUACUUA
Rana temporaria (common frog) is the source of this 6646-nucleotide messenger RNA. RefSeq names its product adhesion G protein-coupled receptor F5-like. Bases 218 to 4165 code for a protein of 1315 amino acids. Lineage: Eukaryota; Metazoa; Chordata; Amphibia; Anura; Ranidae. The transcript has 21 exons. Gene Ontology annotation, molecular function: G protein-coupled receptor activity. Gene Ontology annotation, cellular component: membrane. Gene Ontology annotation, biological process: cell surface receptor signaling pathway; G protein-coupled receptor signaling pathway. The record is from RefSeq and is a predicted model, not a curated record.